AUGAGGAAGAGUAGGAGAGGCGCAGUUGUUUUAAGCGCAUGUCAAAUUCAAGCAACACGUCUUAAUAAACUUGAAUAUCGUCGUUUACAACGUAAUGUUACUUUAUUACAUGAUGAUUUAGAAUCACAUAUUGCUCGAAUACAUCGACAAGAACAAGGUUUAAGAUAUCAUUUUACAAAUGUUGUUCGAGUUAUUAAACCAAUUCGAGCAUAUCAAGCAUGGAAACAAGUACAUGCACAUGAAAUAGCACAAGAUGAAGCAAAAGAAUUAAUAGAAUCAAUUAAACUUAGACAAAAAAAAAUAAAACCCAUACUUCGUAAACAAACAACAUCAUCAUCAUCAUUAUCAAAUGAAAUUUCAUCUAAACCACUUCGUCCAUUACUUUUAUUAUUAGAAAAUGAACGUGAAAAACCUUCUGAUCCUGUUAUUAAUCUUAAUGAAAAUUUAUUUCGUCCAAAAACAUCACCAAUUAAUAAACAAUUAACUAGUUCACAUCGAAUUAAUCCAUUAUUAAAUAUGCUUGAUGGACGUCCAACUAGUUCAAAUAAUAUGAUACGACAACAAAUACAACAACAAUCAUUUGAUACAUCUUCAUUUUAUUCAUUUUCAUCAAUGGGAACAUCAAAUCCACGAAAAUUAAUUCAAGGCAAAUUUGUUACAACACAUAAAGAAUCUGAUCUUGAUGCUCUUUAUCGAAUGGCUUUACAAAAUCAAACAGCUUAUAAAUCUGUCGAACAGAAACGUAUUGAAGAACGCAAAUUAUAUGAUAAAGAAUUUGCUUCACAAUAUCGAGCUCUCAAGGGUAGCAUGCGAUCGGUUGGUUUUACUAAUAAAAUUAAUUAA
Messenger RNA from Rotaria sordida, 843 nucleotides. Lineage: Eukaryota; Metazoa; Rotifera; Eurotatoria; Philodinida; Philodinidae. The record is from the annotation of a GenBank genome assembly.